Rhagoletis pomonella (apple maggot) is the source of this 1280-nucleotide messenger RNA. RefSeq lists its product as uncharacterized. The transcript has 5 exons. Lineage: Eukaryota; Metazoa; Arthropoda; Insecta; Diptera; Tephritidae. The record is from RefSeq and is a predicted model, not a curated record. The coding region runs from base 167 to 1102 and encodes 311 amino acids.
UGCGAUUCUGUAACUCUUAGCAAUAAAAAAAUUGUUAGGUUACAUAACAACUUUUGCCGUUUGCACUAACAAUUGUGUGAUUCUCUAACUCUUGCUUAACAGCGAAAAACAGCUGAUUAUUCCUUUUUAUUUAAAAUAUAGAAAUGUGGCAUCUCAGUCGAGAUAAAUGUCAAAUAUGCGAAAAGUACAAAGAGGAAUAAGAAAAAAAACUUAUUUCCUUCCCGCGGAAACGGAAUUUUUAGCGCCAGCAACGUAUUGCAAUUUUAAAAGGAUGUCUAUCCAGCCGACGAAAAGGAGCCGUGCAUCGGGGGAGCAGUUGAGCGCGAUGCUUGACUUUCUGGGUGAAAACCCGAAUGUGGCGAGCGGCAAGUUCCAGAAGCUCCAUGGCAAGUUGGAGAACACCAAGAAGUGGGCAGAGAUGGCAGAUAAAUUGAAUUCUCUUGGGGGGGCUGCCAAAUCUGUGGAGCAAUGGCAAAAUGUCUGGCGCGACCUAAAAAGUCGAACAUCGACGCGAGUUCGUGAUCGUAAGAGGGAGCAAGCAUUGACGGGGAAUAUACCGCUUCAACAGCCUCCCUUGAACGAAUUGGAGAAGCGGGUAGUAGCUCUAGUGGGAAGCAGCUAUAUGGAGGGGCAACCGGAUGUCCAGGAGAAUAUUCCCAUGGAAGAGGAACUGCAAUUAACAUUGGGGGCGGCGGAUGAAAAUUUCCGCUUAGUCAUGGAGGAAGACACCAUGGUAAUUCCUCCACUAACGGUGUCGGAUAGCGAGUCGGAAAUUCGGUGCGAAACUCCGAAAACGCCGAGGCAAACACCGCGCAGAACCGCUAAGCGGAAACGUGCGGAAGAAUCGCCAACAAAGGCGAAAUUUUUAAGAAUUGCCGAGGCACAGGCCGAAUCAGAAAAGAGGCUUGCUGAAAGUGCUGCAACCAACGCGGAGGCCAACCGCUCCAAUGCUGAGGCAAUAAGCAGAAUGGCUGCUGCCACAGAGCGAAUGGCUACCGUAACUGCAACAAUGGCAGAGGCCUUCACGGUGUUGGCGGAGGGGGUGAAAGCUUGUGCGCAUGCUUUCGCCCAGUUUACUAAUUCACUGGGCCCUCCCCAAUAGAUAUAAAUUGUUUGUGUAUAUACUUUUCUUUUUCUUUUUUAAGGUUCAUUAAUUUUUUGUUAAAGUUAAGCUCCUUAGCUAACAAAACCAAUAUAAGUCCAAAUUUGAGACUUUGUACAAAAAUUACAAAAAUUCCACAAACUGUUCUUCACAAUUCCAAGCAUUUUAAUUUUGAUUU